Messenger RNA from Bactrocera dorsalis (oriental fruit fly), 1275 nucleotides. RefSeq lists its product as uncharacterized. The record is from RefSeq and is a predicted model, not a curated record. Gene Ontology annotation, molecular function: DNA binding. Gene Ontology annotation, cellular component: nucleus. NCBI's taxonomy places the organism in Eukaryota, Metazoa, Arthropoda, Insecta, Diptera, Tephritidae. The transcript has a single exon. The coding region runs from base 1 to 1275 and encodes 424 amino acids.
AUGGAUGAAACCGGGUGCCCGACCGUGCCAACCAAACCUGUCAAAACCAUCGCGGGCAAAGAACAAAAGCAGGUCGGCUCAUCAACAUCUGCCGAAAAAGGCACCAAUGUGUCUUUGGCUUUGGCCGUCAGCGCUAGUGGCCAGUCUAUACCGCCAUUCUUCCUCUUUCCCCGAGUCAACAUGAAAGAGAUUUUUAUGACUCAUGCGAGUCAUGGCGCUGUUGGUGUUGCGAACGGUUCUGGUUACAUGAACUCUGACGUAUUCCCUCAAUUCAUGCGUCAUUUCAUCAAGCACACCGGUGCUAAUGCCGAUUCGCCAACCAUGUUGCUGCUGGACAACCACGGUUCGCAUUUAUCGAUCGAGGCGAUAGAUUUGGCGUUGGAUCAUAGCAUCACGUUGCUGUCUUUUCCGCCGAAAUGCACGCACAAAAUGCAGCCGCUAGAUGUUGCGGUAUUUGCACCAUUUAAAGGCAUGAUGACCGUGAAGCAUGAUGCAUGGAAAAAGUCCAACAUUGGUGUCACUUUCGAUCUGCAUCAUGUGCCGCUCCUUGUCGAUCAGUGCCUCGAUGUUAUGUUAACGCCGAAAACCAUCAAAUCCGGCUUCCGAACAACUGGCAUCUACCCGUUCAACCCGCAAAUUUUCACUGAAGUUGACUUUGUCGCUUCGGAACUGAGCGGCGAAAAUUUGUUCGGUGACGAAGAGAAAGACGCCGACAAUCAACGUCGAGUUCUUGCCUCUGGUGAUGCCAUUGUGACUGCUGCGAAUGAGGAGGUGUCAACGUCGGAGGCAUCGACAAGUGCCCCAGCUUCAACAAGUGGUGCUGCAUCAUCGUCGUUGUCUCUUGUUUCGGCUCCACAGCUCCGUGAUGCAUUGAAAUCGGUUGGCCCGUUGAAAUUGGGCACACCUGCGCCGAAAUCAAAACGUGGCCGCAAGACAAUGGAGUCAACGAUUUUGACAUCGCCUGAGGUUGUCGCAGAUCUGCGUGACAAGGCCGAAAAAAAGCGGCAAAAAUUGACGAAGGCAGCCGAUGAACCAGCAGCCAAGAAGCAAAAAGGCCGUGGCAAAUCGAAGACGCCACGGAAGAGAAGCCCGUCUCCGACCGAAACCGACAUCGAAGAGGACUUCGAUUUUUGCACGAUUUGCAAGAAAAAGAUGCCGAAGCACGAGAAUCGUCAAAACACGGCCCAUUGCAUCGUUUGUGAUCGAGGGGUUCACUUGAAAUGUGCCGGACCGAACCCGAACACUUACACCUGCAUCCACUGCGAGUCGGAAUAA